UAUUUACGACAUAGCGUUAGUUGGAAUGUCAGAACAGCAUCCCGUCUCAAAGGUACUUGGUAGUGGAUGACGUACGGAAGAUAGGCGGGUUGAACCUCUGGAAGAUCCACGCUUCCCUGACAGAAGCUUUGCUUUUCCGGCAGAAGCUCGACCGUCUCCGACUACAAAUCUUUUCCCGGGAGAAUAUGGCGACAGAUAAAUACUUUGCUCUCAUCCCCUUCACCUGGACGGCGUGCAACAACCGCCCACUUACGUUCGCUUCGACAUCGCUCCUUUUCAAGACGAUGAUUAUCUCCUUCCUCAACUACCAAGCCGACGAAUACAUGGAAGGCGUCGUCACGCCCAACCUCGGCGGCUCUGUGGCGAACGCGCGAAAGCAGAUAGGCGAUCUAUUCAUCCGCGAUGUCCCUGAUGAUUUGGACAAGCCCGUGUACGGAAGACUAGCACAGUUUAUCAAGCAUGUCCUAGCGGACGAAGACGUUGCGAGUGCCAGCUUCUGGGACCGCAAGCAUCUCGAGCAAAAACUGCGCGCAUUCCUCCUCGCGCACGUCGAUCAAAUCGAGGGCAACUUCUCUUUCGAGGCCCAGUCGGACAAGGACAUGUUCAGCUCGGCGUCCCGCACAUUCCACAACUGGGUGCACACCACAUCGGCAUACCACACGCCAUGCCCCCUACUAUUCCCUCGCUUACCUAUCAUGCUUGAUUUCCUGGACUUCAGCGCCACGACCAUGCCCACACCUGCAUGCAGCAGCAGCAGCAUCGACGACAGGAAGCACGUGCUGUUUGAGCUGGCGGAGUACGAGCAAGCCGCGCUGGAAGAAGCGCUCAGGCGCCUGCGCAAAGAGGCGGAAGGGCCGGGGAUCACGCCGGCGGUGGCGAGGGCGGAGAGGAGGAAGAUGGCGGUCUGGGAUAUGUUUGUGGAUGUGACGAAUUUGUACGGCCAGAUUUAACUACGUGGUUCGUGACAUGUCGAGUCGGAUUAAGCAGAAGUAGAUAUAAUGUAGAUGCUAGGUAGAUACUAGGAACAGUACCUAACCGCGACUGUUGCCUGGGUGGGCCUUAGAUGCACUGCGCUUCUACUUUUCUCAUCUCUCGUACUUACCUUUAAUGUUAAUAUUUUUGAAAUUACAUUCUAGUAUAUGAUUUAACA
Molecule: messenger RNA, 1150 nt
Organism: Hypoxylon fragiforme
Lineage: Eukaryota; Fungi; Ascomycota; Sordariomycetes; Xylariales; Hypoxylaceae
Exons: 1
Coding region: 186-950 (254 amino acids)
Source: RefSeq, a predicted model, not a curated record